Molecule: messenger RNA, 726 nt
Organism: Pediculus humanus corporis (human body louse)
Lineage: Eukaryota; Metazoa; Arthropoda; Insecta; Psocodea; Pediculidae
Product: Neuromodulin, putative
Exons: 2
Coding region: 1-726 (241 amino acids)
Source: RefSeq, a predicted model, not a curated record
AUGCCUGCUCUUAUAAAAUCCUUUCUUAGUAGUAGUAGUAGUAGUGGUGGUGGUGGUGGUGGUUAUGUGGAUGAAAAUGAUGAAAAAAAGACUGAAAAGGGGGAGGAAGUUGAAAAAAUGGACGUGGAAGUGGAAAAAAAAUCAGAGAACAUAACAAACGGAGAUGAAAAUGAGAAAAAAAAUGAAAAAUCCGAGGAGAAGAAUGAUGAUGAUGAUGAUAAGAAGGUUGUGGAGACGGGAGAAAAAAAGGAAACGGAAUCGUCGGGUGAUGGUACGAAGGUGGAGAGUGAUGAAGUUAAAACGGAAAAACAAAUGAAUGAUGAAAAGGGAGAAACGAACGGGAUAGUGGAAGAUGGUGGAAAGGAAAAAGAGAAAGAAAAGGGAGGAGAUGAAAAAAAAAUUGAUUCGGAUGGUGUCGUGGAUUCGACGAGCGAGGUAGGAGUCGGUGAAGAAAAGAAAAAAGGUGACGAAAAUGACGGAGAAGUGAAAAAAUCGUCGGAUGAAAACGAAGCAGACGAAAAGAAAAACAACGUCACGAACGGAGGAGUCGAAAAUAAGGAAAGUAAGACAAAAGAUGGCGAAACGGACGGAAAGGAAGUGAACGGAAGCGAAGCGAACGGAUCUCACGAUAAGGAAAACGAAAAAGUCACGGAAGAUUCCGUUACGGUGAAAAAAGUCGGGGCGCAAGAGGAAAAAGCGGAUUCGACCGUCGACGUUUCCGCUUAA